AUGUCUCCCUUCGUCCUCAAGAUGUCUCCCUUCGCCCCAAGAUGUCUCCAUACUUCCAAGAUGUCUCCUUCCCCCCAAGAUGUCUCCUUCGUCCUCAAAAUGUCUCCCUUCCCCCAAGAUGUCUCCUUCGCCCCAAGAUGUCUCCUUCGCCCCCAAGAUGUCUCCCCUUCGCCCUCAAGAUGUCUCCCUUCGCCCCUCAAGAUGUCCCUUCGCCCUCAAGAUGUCUCCUUCGCCCUCAAGAUGUCUCCUUCGCCUCACAUCCCCCCCCCCCGUCUCCCUCGCCCCAAGAUGUCUCCCCCUCAAGAUAUCCCCUUGCCCUCAUGCUCCCUUCCCUCAAGAUGUCUCCCCUUCGCCCUCAAGAUGUCCCUUGCCCUCAAGAUGUCCCUUCGCCCUCAAGAUGUCUCCCUUCGCCCUCAAGAUGUCUCCUUCGCCCUCAAGAUGUCUCCUUCGCCCUCCAAGAUGUCUCCCUUCGCCCUCAAGAUGUCUCCUUCGCCCUCAAGAUGUCUCCUUCGCCCUCAAGAUGUCUCCUUCGCCCCCAAGAUGUCUCCUUCGCCCUCAAGAUGUCUCCUUCGCCCUCAAGAUGUCUCCUUCGCCCUCAAGAUGCCCUUCGCCCUCAAGAUGUCUCCCUUCGCCCCCAAGAUGUCUCCCUUCGCCCCCAAGAUGUCCUUCGCCCUCAAGAUGCUCCUUCGCCUCAAGAUGUCUCCCUUCGCCCUCAGGAUGUCUCCCUUCGCCCCAAGAUGUCUCCUUCGCCUCAAGAUGUCUCCUUCUCGCCUUCAGAUGUCCUUCGCCCUCCAAGAUGUCUCCCUUCGCCCCAAGAUGUCUCCUUCGCCCUCAAGAUGUCUCCUUCGCCUUCAAGAUGUCUCCUUCGCCUCAAGAUGUCUCCCUUCGCCCUCAAGAUGUCUCCUUCGCCCUCCAAUAUGUUCCCUUCGCCCCCAAGAUGUCUCCCCUUCGCCCCAGAUGUCUCCCUUCGCCCUCAAUAUGUUCUCCUUCCCCCAAGAUGUCUCCUUCGCCCUCAAGAUGUCUCCUUCGCCUUCAAGAUGUCUCCCUUCGCCCUCAAGAUGUCUCCCUUCGUCCUCCAAGAUGUCUCCUUCGCCCUCAAUAUGUCUCCCUUCGCCCUCAAUAUGUCUCUCUUCGCCCCCAAGAUGUCUCCUUCGCCCUCAAGAUGUCUCCUUCGCCUUCAAGAUGUCUCCCUUCGCCCUCAGAUGUCUCCUUCGCCCCCAAGAUGUCUCCUUCGCCCUCAAGAUGUCCCUUCGCCCUCAGAUGUCUCCUUCGCCUUCAGAUCUCCUUCGCCUCAAGAUGUCUCCUUCGCCCCCAAGAUGUCUCCCUUCGCCCCAAGAUGUCUCCUUCGCCCCCAAGAUGUCUCCCUUCGCCCUCAAGAUGUCUCCCUUCGCCUUCAAGAUGUCUCCCUUCGCCCUCAAGAUGUCUCCCUUCGCCCUCAGAUGUCUCCUUCGCCCUCAAGAUGUCUCCUUCGCCCUCAAGAUGUUUCCCUUCGCCCUCAAGAUGCUCCUUCGCCCCCAAGAUGUCUCCCUUCCGCCCCAAGAUGUCUCCCUUCGCCCCCAAGAUGUCUCCUUGCCCUCAAGAUGUCUCCCUUCGCCUUCAAGAUGUCUCCCUUCGCCCUCAGAUGUCUCCUUCGCCCUCCAAUUCUCCUUCGCCCUCAAGAUGUCUCCUUCGCCCUCAAUAUGUCUCCUUCCCUCAGAUGUCUCCCUUCGCCCUCAAUAUGUUUCCUUCGCCCUCAAGAUGUCUCCUUCCCCCAAGAUGUCUCCUUCGCCCUCAAGAUGUCUCCCUUCGCCCUCAAGAUGUCUCCUUCGCCCUCAAUAUGUUUCCCUUCGCCCCAAGAUGUCUCCUUCGCCCCCAGAUGUCUCCUUCGCCCCAAGAUGCUCCUUCGCUUAG
Messenger RNA from Homarus americanus (American lobster), 1890 nucleotides. RefSeq names its product proline-rich protein 36-like. The record is from RefSeq and is a predicted model, not a curated record. The transcript has a single exon. Bases 1 to 1890 code for a protein of 629 amino acids. Lineage: Eukaryota; Metazoa; Arthropoda; Malacostraca; Decapoda; Nephropidae.